GCUUUAUUUUCAUUCAAAACCUAUCCGUCCGUGGCAAGUGUGCCAUUUCACCGCAAUAAGCCGAGUGGCAAUAUUCAUAUAGUGAAUCCUUUAAAGAUAUGCUGUUAGUCCGGUGGUUUUGGGCACUCUGAAAAGAACAAAAGUGUAUUUAUGUUACAUUACAGUUUGUAUUGGACAGAUGUGUGCGUAACUGUUUUUUAAACAAUUUCUCCAGUUUUAUCGUCUUUUUUCCCUGAUUGUCGCCGUGCAGUGAAGAAGUGACGCGUCACUGGAAACAAUAUUCGCGCGAAUGCUGGUGGGACACACUGGUCGGACGUGUUUGUGUUGACACCUGUUUUAAUGUAUGGAGUACCAGUAAGGAUAGUGCCUUUUCCAUAUUCCCAAACAUGGCUGAGGGUUAAUUAUCUUUUGCAGCUAUUCGACGAAGAGUAAUUCAAAGCACGGUUUGGACACCAUGGAGGAUAUCUUGAAUGAUCAUGACUUUUGGUCCUUAAACGAGUCAUGGAAGAACUCUUCAUUCACUAACGCGACUGAAGCAGGGAACCAAACAGUGAACCCCUUGAAGCGGAACGAAGAGGUGGCCAAGGUGGAGGUGACAGUGCUCGCUCUGGUAUUAUUUCUGGCCCUAGCCGGUAACCUUUGCGUUUUGGUGGCUAUCCAUACAACCAAACACACCCAGUCACGAAUGUACUAUUUCAUGAAGCACCUAAGUAUUGCGGAUCUUGUUGUUGCAAUAUUUCAGGUCUUGCCUCAACUUAUUUGGGACAUAACUUUUCGUUUUUAUGGACCAGAUAUUCUUUGCAGAUUAGUCAAAUACCUGCAAAUAGUUGGCAUGUUUGCAUCUACCUACAUGCUUGUAUUGAUGUCUAUAGACAGGUGUUUAGCUAUCUGCCAACCUUUACGGUCUUUACACAAGAGAAAGGACCGACUUUAUGUAGUUUCGUCAUGGGUCCUGAGCCUAUUAUUUAGUAUUCCUCAAGUGUGCAUUUUCUCCUUGAGAGAAGUUGGACCUGGAGUAUAUGACUGUUGGGGUGACUUUGUACAGCCCUGGGGUGCAAAGGCAUACAUCACAUGGAUUAGCCUAACCAUCUAUAUAAUACCAGUAGCUAUAUUGAGUAUCUGCUAUGGACUAAUUAGCUUUAAAAUAUGGCAGAAUUUUAAACUGAAAACGAAGAAAGACCAGUGUAUCACUCUUACUCCAAAGGCAUCAAAAGGCAACGCACUCGCAAGAGUGAGCAGCGUGAAGCUGAUUUCAAAAGCAAAGAUCACUACCGUGAAAAUGACAUUCGUCAUUGUGGUGGCUUAUAUCGUUUGUUGGACGCCGUUUUUCUUCGUGCAGAUGUGGUCUGCGUGGGAUCCAGCGGCUCCGAGGGAGGCCAUGCCCUUCAUCAUCUCCAUGCUGCUGGCCAGCCUGAACAGCUGCUGCAACCCCUGGAUCUACAUGUUCUUCGCCGGCCACCUGUUCCAGGACCUGCGGCAGUCGCUGCUCUGCUGCUCAGCGCACUACCUGAAGUCGUCGCAGUGCCGCUGCGAGCGCGACCAGGACUCCAGUCGCAAGAGCAACUCCUCCACGUACGUCAUCAAAAGCACCAGCAGCCAGCGGAGCAUCACUCAGACCUCCACCACAUAGUGUCCACUCCUGGUCCAGCUCUCGGCCCUCUUGCCCACUGCCAUCCCCAGUCAGCCCCAUCACCACCACAAACCCUCUGAGGGGACACAGCCUACAGCCUCCCUCUCAGUCUCAUGUGGUCACCACCUCAUCCAUCAUCUGUCUCGUCUGUACGACGUCUUCUUUAACAUUCACAUUUUACAUCGUAAAACCUUCUGAAACCUUCUAGGUUCUGAGACCUAUAGUAGAUAGUGUGGUUAAAAAGGGGAGAACAUUCUUUAUUGAAAUUCUUUAUUUCCCUCCAGGAGCAUGUAGCAGUAAUCAGCUGAAUGUGCAAUACAUUUUGGUAGCUCUCUGAGCAAAGAGAAUUGCUCAACGGCCCACUAAAGUCUUUGACCUGAGCUUUCCUUUUAUGAUUUGGUCAUUUGACCCCUGUGAAUUGCUUCACACUCUGCCGUGAGCGUGUCUGUGCAGUCGUCAUGCCCUGCACUGGGCUGCAACCUCUCGCAAGGGCCGCGAGGGCAUUUAAGAAGAAAACAGUUAGCCCAGGGAAGAAGAAGGUACUUAUGUGUAUUUCACCCAUAUGUCAGCCCCAUGACGUGUCCGUAGCCUACACUGUUGUGUGGCCUCACCUUGUGAUACCAUGGCAUAUGUGACAUUACCACUCUCGCAGUCAUUGGAAUGUAUAAGCUUUUAGACAGACAAAUGUGACAAGUCUACUCACUAAUUCUUGUUUUCUUUUUUCCAGAGAGCAAAGGAAAGAGUUUGUCACUUUCUUUUUCCAUGAAAUAAAUUUAGGAGCUGAUGAAGGAAUGUGUAUAGAAGAAUCUGUGUAAUAUAUUUCACUACAAAGUAGUUAUACUAGAUAAUGUUAUCACAAAUCUGAAUGAAAACAGCCCUUUAUGGAUUCCUCUGAUAUAUUUGUAGUAAGCACACAGAAGACAUAGAAAUAUGUUUAUGCUUCACAGAAAAAAUGGCAACACAUUUUUUCGUUUUUAUUCAUCUGUAUUGUAUAAACUAGAUUUUGGGACUAUCAAGUGACUGAUUAAUUGCCUUAACACACCAACUUGAAACUUUGGUCCACAUAAUAAUUAAUUACAGUAUUAACAAUGAUUUGGGGUUUGUUAUGACAUUGGUUACAUAGUUUACAACAAAAUGUAAGUUUUACCUUUUAUUUUGUAAGGCUACUGACUUUUCUUUCAAAACAUUA
Messenger RNA from Alosa sapidissima (American shad), 2819 nucleotides. It is a transcript of the gene oxtra, whose product is annotated as oxytocin receptor. The coding region runs from base 455 to 1630 and encodes 391 amino acids. Gene Ontology annotation, cellular component: membrane. Lineage: Eukaryota; Metazoa; Chordata; Actinopteri; Clupeiformes; Clupeidae. The transcript is spliced from 2 exons. The record is from RefSeq and is a predicted model, not a curated record. Gene Ontology annotation, biological process: G protein-coupled receptor signaling pathway; maternal process involved in parturition; female pregnancy. Gene Ontology annotation, molecular function: oxytocin receptor activity; peptide binding; vasopressin receptor activity.